UGAAUGGCUAGAAGUUGUGAUGAUACAGAAGUACGGAAAGAAUUGACCAGUAAUGAGGUUGUCUAUAAACACAAGACCCAGUCAUUGCCAAUAUUAGACAGUAUGAUCCUGUUCCGGUGAUAAAAUUAACUGAAAACAUAUGUGUAGUCCCAGAAAAGUCUCGUCAAUGGGUGGUGGAGAAAGGAUUGAGGAGGAGAAGUGAAUUAACAGCCCUCGAAUUUGGAGGGUCAUGUGAAUUCAGCCUCAAUUCUCCAUAUUUAUAGGGUAGCUCAACAGGGGUGAGUAGUAGUAUUAAGUAGCCCUGGGCUUGGCCAAGAAGAAUUGGUAGGCAUGGCUAACUCUAGAUUUUUAAAAGAUAUAGGAUGCUUUCUUUUUCUCUCUUUUCUUUCUCUAUCUCCUGUAUCUUCAACACCUGACAAUGUUCCUAUAGCAACUGAAAAAGAUAUUGAUACAAAAGCAUUCGCCAAUGUGAGGCUUAAGAAUGCUUACACUGCCCUUCAAGCAUGGAAGAUGGCAAUAUUCUCCGAUCCGAAUAACAUGACUACCAAUUGGAUUGGUCCCAACGUAUGCACUUACAUGGGUGUGUUCUGUGAACAGGCCCUUGAUGAUGCUAGCUUGACAGUUGUUGCUGCCAUUGAUCUUAACAAGGGAGACAUCGCCGGACACCUUGUGCCACAGCUUGGCCUCUUGACUGAUAUGGUAGUUUUUCACAUCAAUACUAACCGUUUUUGCGGAAUCAUCCCAGAGGAAUUCUCAAAGUUGAUUAUCCUCCGUGAAUUUGAUGUGAGCAAUAAUCGUUUUGUUGGUACAUUUCCAGAAGUUUGUCUGAGGUUACCGGCCCUUGUCUACCUCGACCUUCGUUUUAACGAUUUUGAAGGGCCUUUGCCACCAAAGGUCUUUGAUGUACCCCUCGAUGCUUUGUUCGUAAACAACAAUCGCUUCACGUAUAACAUUCCAGAAAAUCUUGGCAAUUCCCCUGUUUCUGUGAUUGUAUUGGCCAACAAUAAUUUUACUGGUUGCAUUCCGAAAAGCAUUGGCAAUAUGACAAAAACAUUGAACGAAAUGAUUUUUAUGAAUAAUAACCUCACCGGCUGCUUGCCCGAAGAAAUUGGGAUGUUGUCAAACUUAAAUGUGUUCGACAUCAGCUUCAACAAUUUCAUCGGAUCAUUGCCUGUAGGCCUCUCCGGGUUAAAGAGCAUCAACAUGAUGGACGUUUCUCACAACAGAUUGGUAGGUUCUGUUCCUGAAUCUGUUUGCUCAUUGCCAAGUUUGGAGAACUUCACCUAUUCCUAUAACUUCUUUAAGGAAGAGAUGAAGGGUUGCCAACAAGCAAGAAAUGGUCUAAUACUCGAUCACAGUAUGAAUUGUUUACCUGAUGCAACAGACCAGAAAACUGUGGCAGAGUGCGCACCAGUGGUACAAGAAACAGUCAAUUGUGAGAGUUGCUGCAGAGGGAAUCCUGAUCAUGAAUCGCCUGUCCCUACACCUCCUAAAAUAACCUCACCAACUCCAACUCAACCAAUAUCUUCUACACCAUCCCCAUCUACACCUUCUACACCAUCCCCAUCUAUAUCAUAUCCGGAAGGAUCUUAUUUACAUUCACCAAGUCCGAAACCAACUCCGAGUCCAGCAACACCACAAGCUUCAACUCCACCAAGUCCGAAACCUACACCAUCCCCAUCUACGGUAUCCCCAUCUAUAUCUUAUCCGGAAGGAUCUUAUUCACCAACCCCAUCUCCAUCAAUAUCUUCUACACCUAUGACACCUAAACUCACCCCCAGUUCACCAACAUCACAAGUUUCACCUUCACCAAGUCCGAAACCUACACCAUCCCCAUCUACAGUAUCCCCAUCAAUAUCUUAUCCGGAUUCACCAACCCCAAUUGCACCAACCCCGUCUGCACCAAUAUCUUUUACACCUAUGACACCUAAACUCACCCCCAGUUCACCUUCACCAAGUCCUAAACCAACACCAUCCCCAUCUAUAGUUUAUCCAGAAGGAUCUUAUUUACAUCCACCAGGUCCGAAAACAACUCCAAGUACACCAACACCACAAGCUUCACCUGCACCAAGUCCGAAAUCUACACCAUCCCCAUCUACAGUAUCCCCAUCAAUAACUUAUCCGGAUUCACCAACCCCAAUUGCACCAACCCCAUCUGCACCUAUGACACCUAAACUCACCCCCAGUUCACCAACACCACAAGCUUCACCUCCACUAAGUCCGAAACUAACUCCGAGUCCACCAACACCACAAGCUUCAUCCCCACCAAGUCCCAAACUAACUCCGAGUCCACCACCACCAAAAGUUUCACCUUCACCAAGUCCGAAACCAACACCAUCCCCAUCUAUAGUUUAUCCAGAAGGAUCUUAUUUACAUCCACCAGGUCCGAAAUCAACUCCAAGUACACCAACACCACAAGCUUCACCUGCACCAAGUCCGAAACCUACACCAUCCCCAUCUACAGUAUCCCCAUCAAUAACUUAUCCAGAUUCCCCAACCCCAAUUGCACCAACCCCAUCUGCACCAAUAUCUUUUACACCUAUGACACCUAAACUCACCCCCAGUUCACCAACACCACAAGCUUCCCCUCCACUAAGUCCGAAACUUACUCCGAGUCCACCAACACCACAAGCUUCAUCCCCACCAAGUCCCAAACUAACUCCGAGUCCACCAACACCACAAGUUUCCCCAAGUCCGAAACCUACACCAUCCCCAUCUACAGUAUCCCCAUCAAUAACUUAUCCGGAUUCACCAACCCCAAUUGCACCAACCCCAUCUGCACCAAUAUCUUUUACACCUAUGACACCUAAACUCACCCCCAGUUCACCUUCACCAAGUCCAAAACCAACACCAUCCCCAUCUAUAGUUUAUCCAGAAGGAUCUUAUUUACAUCCACCAGGUCCGAAACCAACUCCAAGUACACCAACACCACAAGCUUCACCUGCACCAAGUCCAAAACCUACACCAUCCCCAUCUACAGUAUCCCCAUCAAUAUCUUAUCCGGAUUCACCAACCCCAAUUGCACCAACCCCAUCUGCACCAAUAUCUUUUACACCUAAACUCACCCCCAGUUCACCUUCACCAAGUCCGAAACCAACACCAUCCCCAUCUAUAGUUUAUCCAGAAGGAUCUUAUUUACAUCCACCAGGUCCGAAACCAACUCCAAGUACACCAACACCACAAGCUUCACCUGCACCAAGUCCGAAACCUACACCAUCCCCAUCUACAGUAUCCCCAUCAAUAACUUAUCCGGAUUCACCAACCCCAAUUGCACCAACCCCAUCUGCACCAAUAUCUUUUACACCUAAACUCACCCCCAGUUCACCUGCACCAAGUCCGAAACCUACACCAUCCCCAUCUAUAGUUUAUCCGGAAGGAUCUUAUUUACAUCCACCAACUCCUAAACCAACUCCAAGUACACCAACACCACAAGCUUCACCUGCACCAAGUCCGAAAUCAACUCCAAGUUCACCAACACCACAAACUUCACCUUCGCCAAUUCCUAACCCAUCUCUAACUGCUCCUAUGAUGCAACAACCUAAGACUCCGACACAUCCUAGCCCAACACCUCUAGUUUCUUCACCACCAUCACCUGUACAAUCCCCUCCACCCACAUCUCCACCUCCAAAAGUCACGCCACCAUCUAGUUCACCUCCACCAAGUCCAAAACUAACUCCGAGUCCACCAACACCACAAGUUUCACCUUCACCAAGUCCGAAACCUACACCAUCCCCAUCUAUAGUUUAUCCGGAAGGAUCUUAUUUACAUCCACCAAGUCCAAAACCAACUCUAAGUGCACCUAGUCCAUCACCUAGUUUAGUAUCUCCGGCCUACUCACUACCACCAUCCUCAUCACCUCAGCCAUCAAAGAGCACACCACCACCUUCUGAUGCCAAGCCUCCACCAAUGGUUCACUCUCCGCCUCCACCUGUAUUCUCUCCCCCACCACCCGCCAAGAGUACACCACCACCUACACCUAGUUUAGUGUCUCCAGCCCACUCACUACCACCAUCUUCAUCACCUCAACCAUCAAAGAGUACACCACCACCCAGUCCAAAACUAACUCUGAGUCCACCAACACCACAAGUUUCACCUUCACCAAGUCCGAAACCUACACCAUCCCCAUCUAUAGUUUAUCCGGAAGGAUCUUAUUUACAUCCACCAAGUCCGAAACCAACUCCAAGUGCACCUAGUCCAUCACCUAGUUUAGUAUCUCCGGCCUACUCACUACCACCAUCCUCAUCACCUCAGCCAUCAAAGAGUACACCACCACCUUCUGAUGCCAAGCCUCCACCAAUGGUUCACUCUCCGCCUCCACCUGUAUUCUCUCCCCCACCACCCGCCAAGAGUACACCACCACCUACACCUAGUUUAGUGUCUCCAGCCCACUCACUACCACCAUCUUCAUCACCUCAGCCAUCAAAGAGUACACCACCACCUUCUGAUGUCAAGCCUCCACCAAUAGUUCACUCUCCGCCUCCACCUGUUUUCUCUCCCCCACCGCCUGUCAAAAGUCCCCCACCACCAGCUCCCGUCCAUUCUCCCCCACCACCAGCUCCCGUCCACUCACCCCCACCGCCCGUCCAUUCACCCCCACCGCCAGCUCCCGUCCACUCACCCCCACCGCCCGUCCAUUCACCCCCACCGCCAGCUCCCGUCCACUCACCCCCACCGCCCGUCCAUUCACCCCCACCGCCAGCUCCCGUCCACUCACCCCCACCGCCCGUCCAUUCACCCCCACCGCCAGCUCCCGUCCACUCACCCCCACCGCCCGUCCACUCACCCCCACCGCCAGCUCCCGUCCACUCACCCCCACCGCCCGUCCCGUCACCCCCACCGCCAGCUCCCGUCCACUCACCCCCACCGCCAGCUCCCGUCCACUCACCCCCGCCAGCUCCUGUCCAUUCCCCCCCACCGCCCGCACCCGUGCAUUCCCCACCACCGGCUCCCGUGCAUUCCCCACCGCCGGCUCCGGUCCAUUCCCCACCACCGGCUCCCGUGCAUUCCCCACCGCCGGCUCCCGUGCGUUCGCCACCACCUGCUCCAGUCCAUUCACCACCACCUGCUCCAGUCCAUUCCCCGCCACCAGCACCAGUGGUCCAUUCGCCACCACCCGCUCCAUUACGUUCACCACCACCCGCCCCUGCACGUUCACCACCACCAGCGCCUGUUCAUGCUCCUCCUACUCCUGUUUCUUCACCACCACCAGCUGAAGACUUCAUCCUACCACCAAAUUUGGGAGCAUUGUACUCAUCACCACCACCACCACAGUUCGCGGGAUAUUAAGCAUUAUUUUAUGUUUUUAUACUCUUUUUAGUUUUAUCUCCAUUUGUAGUUCAGAAUGUCAAAUGCUCAAACACUUGUCAAGUGGGAAUAAAUCUUUGACAUCUUUUCUCUAAUUGUCUACAUAUUAAUAGUUUGUUGCUAUCUCUUGUAUGAAUAAUCCAUUUAAAUGUAAAGUUAGAGUAAUAAACUAGCUUGGUU
Molecule: messenger RNA, 5484 nt
Organism: Daucus carota subsp. sativus
Lineage: Eukaryota; Viridiplantae; Streptophyta; Magnoliopsida; Apiales; Apiaceae
Product: pollen-specific leucine-rich repeat extensin-like protein 1
Exons: 1
Coding region: 331-5286 (1651 amino acids)
Source: RefSeq, a predicted model, not a curated record